Vittaforma corneae ATCC 50505 is the source of this 555-nucleotide messenger RNA. RefSeq lists its product as uncharacterized. The record is from RefSeq and is a predicted model, not a curated record. The transcript has a single exon. The coding region runs from base 1 to 555 and encodes 184 amino acids. NCBI's taxonomy places the organism in Eukaryota, Fungi, Microsporidia, Nosematidae.
AUGAAGCUAGGUUUGAUUGCGACUCUUUUCACAACUGCACUGGGCAGGCUGGUUCUGACACACUCUGAGAUUGGUGCACACAGGCCACUCCACACUACCAUGCACUCUCAGUUUUAUGAGGUUAGCAGUAGAAGAGUAGACACAGUUCCUGUACUCACAGAUCUUGUUCAGCAUGUGCUUGAGAGGGAUGAGCUUGUGUUUACAGUCGGUCGAAGAGAGUUUGCGCUCCGGCCGCUGGAGUGUGUCAAGGUGAAUGGAAGGACGGGCACGAGCAAGAUUCUCGGCAGAUUUGAGAGGAUGAGCACGUCACACAGCCAGUUGGUUCUGGUGUUCUCGGAUGGGGGCACGGGACAUGAGUGUAUUGUGAAGAUAUCAGCGGGCGAGGAGCCCCCGGGCAUUAACGAGUGUCGGUACAAGACCGUCCUGUAUUUGAAGCUCAGGGAUGCAUUGCAAUCCGAGACAGAGAGAGCCAUUGUGGUGGUGUCGAGCCGGCCUACGGUAGGAUCAAGACUUGCCGAUUUGUCGAAGCAAGGGAUAGAGUGUACAAAUAAAUGA